Messenger RNA from Anopheles moucheti, 2562 nucleotides. RefSeq names its product vacuolar fusion protein MON1 homolog A (gene Mon1). Bases 143 to 1822 code for a protein of 559 amino acids. Lineage: Eukaryota; Metazoa; Arthropoda; Insecta; Diptera; Culicidae. The record is from RefSeq and is a predicted model, not a curated record. Gene Ontology annotation, biological process: protein targeting to vacuole; endosome to lysosome transport via multivesicular body sorting pathway. The transcript has 4 exons.
UUUGGGCGAUAAUACGGCUUUCGUGAUUGAAGGGGAAAGCAAAAAUUACAAGUGCAAGGCGGAAAAUUCGCUUUCAUUUGUGAUUCGAUUCAGCUUGCGUGGAUAACGCCGUGUUAGGUAGAUAAUCGGAGCAGAGAUAAACAUGACCGACCCUCGACCAGACGGGGUGGAUCAGUGCGAACCGGGAGCAUGUGAGGAAAGUUCACUGAUAACGACUGAUUCAUUCGAAGAAUUUUCCCAUGAGAUAAACAGUCUUCCGGCGAUCCAGGAAAAUGUGAACCCGCAGCAUUUGGGUGGCAACGCUGAUGAACCGACCAUUUCGGUUGAUAAGACAUGCGAGGAUGAUCGUGAAAGUGUGUCGAAUGAUGGCAAUAUAGCGAGGGUGCAGGAUGGUGUUAACACAGACCAUCCGGUUGACGGUGCGAUGAGCAAAUCGAGUUCGUUUAGCAGUGCGAAAAGCAGAGAAUUCGAUGCUUCUACCACAAGCCUGGCUGAAACAACGGAACCAAGCAGUGGUGGAAAUGUAACACUCGGGACAGAGCUGGAAUCGGGUGAUUAUCUGCAUGAUGCCGAGUUCCUUAACCGCAAGCGGCAUGUUUUCAUUUUAAGCACGGCUGGGAAACCUAUCUACUCGAUGCAUGGCAGUGAGGACAAAUUGGCCACCUUGUUUGGGGUGAUGCAGGCGUUAGUUAGCUUUAUUCAAAGUGGCAACGACACGAUUAAGUCGAUUCAUGCCGCCGGAGUGAAGUUUGUGUUCUUGGUCAAGUCACCUCUUAUAUUGGUUGCGGUUUCGCGAACAUCGCAUAGUGUGCAACAGAUACAGCUACAAUUGACUGACGUGUACAACCAAAUUCUUUCCACGCUUACGCUUAGUCAAAUGAUCAAAACAUUCGAAAGGCGAAAAAAUUUUGAUCUUCGUCGGUUACUAGCGGGCAGCGAACGGUUAAUCGAUCACCUGUUGGUCAGUGACAAGUGUGAUCGGAAGCUGGUAUCGAACAAUCCAUUCAGCUUUAUGACACACUCGGUGCGCAUCUUGCCAUUGCAACCGUCCGUGCGAGAAACAGUCGUUUCCGCCAUACAGAGCAACUGUGGCAAGAUUAAGAACCUGGUGUUUGCAGUAUUAAUUGCCAACAACAAGUUGAUUGCGCUUGUGCGCAUGAAGAAGUAUUUCAUCCAUCCGGCCGAUUUGCGGCUCAUCUUUAAUCUGAUUGAAUGUUCCGAGAGCUUCAAGUCGGCCGAAAGUUGGACACCACUGUGUUUGCCAAAGUUCGAUUCGAGCGGGUUUCUGCAUGCGCACGUUUCGUACCUUGCCGAAGACUGUCAAGCCUGUCUAUUGUUACUAUCGAUCGAGCGGGAUGUUUUCUACACUUUGUCCGAAGCCAAGCGAAAGAUCACUGAGAAAUUACGUCGAAGUAAUUGUCUCGAAGCAAUCAACGAUGCGAUCAAUAACAAAGGAAUAAAGUUGUUAAACAUUGGCAUUCCGGAGAUACGACACUUUCUGUACAAAAGCAAAUCCAACGCGCAGCUGCUCUGCUCGGAACUUACGGUGCCGUAUUCCAGUGGCGAACAAUUUAAGCGUCUGGAGGGGAUGUACUUCCAGCUGCACCAUCGCAUACAUAAUUCCGGUCGGCCAGUAAAGCUGAUCUAUCAGAUGAAGGAAAAGGAAGUGUUGCUUGCAUGGGUGACGCAAGCGUACGAACUGUUUGUAACGUUUGAACCGACGGUUGAGAAGAACGAAGUGAUCAGUCUCGUCAAUAAGCUGCUGAAGUGGAUCAAGAAAGAGGAAAACAGUCUGUUUAUUCUAUCCGCCCCAACGUUCUAGGAGUCACUGUCUCUGUCGCCGCUGAUGCAGUUCUUUUCGUUCUCACAAGCAAGCUGGUCGGCAGAGAUGGUAUCUUGCACGCAGGAGUGAAAUGUUCCCCUUGUAGUUAAAUGCCUUCCUCUUAUACCAUUGUGUACGAUUUCAAAGUGAUGGUGGUUGAUGUUUGGUGUGCAAUAUUCUGUAUUCCUGCUCCAGCGAGGAGAAGAAGAAAGUGCGCAACUCUAGGUGAUAUAUUUAAGUAUAAUGUGAAAAGUGUAGAAAAAUACGGGAAGAAAUGCAUAGUACGGGAAGGGUAGAAUUCAAAUCUAUUAACAGAGCAAUUAAAUUGAAAUGUAUUUUGUAAAUAUUUAUUCAUAAACUAAGCUAUCAUAUGUAUAACAUCUUGGCAGCCGGUUUCGGUGCCGGACCAACGAUGUGUGUUGGUACGUUAACAAUCAAUUUAUGUUUAUUGUGCCUACGAUUGGUGAUGUUGUUUAAUUGUUGAGCAAGUUAUGCCGAACUAAAUCAAUCGAAGUAAAAUAAUUGCACCAUCACACACAGAAAUCCGUCAAUGGCCGGAGAGGACUAAUACCAAAAUGCAAAAAAAGACGAAACCAACUUAGAAUAAAGAAACGCGAGCGAAACGUAACGAAAUACUCUGCAAGAGAAACCUAACGUUAGUAUUUUCGGCUGUUCUUUGUGAGCUCAUGGAAGUGAAAUAUAAAAGACAAAACAAUUCGAAAUAAAGUUGAAACCGAUUA